AUGGUGGACAGUGUCGUCCGUGGCUUCGCUGACCUCAUCAGCCGUUCCAACGUGAAGUACGACAAGUUUCACAACAUCCAGCAGGUGUUCUGCAAGACCGACCUCGAGGCUCAAGGCAUUCAUGAAGUUCGAUGGCUGUCACGCGGAGAAGCAGUUAGACGCCUCCUUGAAAUCCUACCUGCGGUCAUUGUGGUGCUGAAGGAGUACAACGCCGAUCUGUACGAGGUUGCCACUUCAUUCAAAUUCCACUGGAUGCUUCGCCUGCUUGCUGAUGUGCUUUGGGAGCUGAAUUUCCUGAAUCAGCGGUUCCAGCAAAGGCAGAUCGACAUCACUCUGGUGGCGCACCUGGUGCAGCAGACACGAUGGCGCCUGAAGAACCGUUAUUUGAACGGUUCCCCAUCUCAGCACUUCGGCAACGGGGAAAAGAUGACCCUCAACGACUUCAUUCAGCGCCACCAGAAGAUGGACAAGCGGGAGGUGAAGGCUGAGGGCGUAGACAGUGAUGGCAACCCCGUGACCUUCGAGUACGAGCUGCACGAGACGGCCGGUAACGUUGAGGCGUGCUAUGAGCUGUCGUUGAAGUUCGUGCGUGAAAUCGAUAAGGAGCUGGAGUGGCGCAUGAGGGACUUGGCGCAUCUGGAGGGGUCGAAGCUGUUUCGCUCAGCAUCGGCAUCCCUCUAUAUUCACCCUACCGUCAGCGCGUCAACUCGCAAACGUCCAGCGCGCGCACUAUUCUGGUCGACAAGCAGCGUGGAGAGGGCGCUGGAACGAGGCACCACCACGCUAGGACAGGUACACGUGCUCCACGCCCUUGCACUCUGCGCUCUGCCCCCUCCGCCCCCUGCGCUCUGCGCUUUGCCCCCUCCGCCCCCUGCGCUUUGCCCCCUGCACUCUGCGCUAUGCGCCCUGCGAUCUGCGCCCUAUUCUCUGCGCCCCAUGCACUGCGCCCCAUGCUCUGCGCCCUAUGCUCUGCGCCCUAUGCUCUGCGCCCUAUGCUCUGCGCCCUAUGCUCUGCGCCCUAUGCUCUGCGCCCUAUGCUCUGCGCCCUAUGCUCUGCGCCCUAUGCUCUGCGCCCUAUGCUCUGCGCCCUAUGCUCUGCGCCCUAUGCUCUGCGCCCUAUGCUCUGCGCCCUAUGCUCUGCGCCCUAUGCUCUGCGCCCUAUGCUCUGCGCCCUAUGCUCUGCGCCCUAUGCUCUGCGCCCUAUGCUCUGCGCCCUAUGCUCUGCGCCCUAUGCUCUGCGCCCUAUGCUCUGCGCCCUAUGCUCUGCGCCCUAUGCUCUGCGCCCUAUGCUCUGCGCCCUAUGCUCUGCGCCCUAUGCUCUGCGCCCUAUGCUCUGCGCCCUAUGCUCUGCGCCCUAUGCUCUGCGCCCUAUGCUCUGCGCCCUAUGCUCUGCGCCCUAUGCUCUGCGCCCUAUGCUCUGCGCCCUAUGCUCUGCGCCCUAUGCUCUGCGCCCUAUGCUCUGCGCCCUAUGCUCUGCGCCCUAUGCUCUGCGCCCUAUGCUCUGCGCCCUAUGCUCUGCGCCCUAUGCUCUGCGCCCUAUGCUCUGCGCCCUAUGCUCUGCGCCCUAUGCUCUGCGCCCUAUGCUCUGCGCCCUAUGCUCUGCGCCCUAUGCUCUGCGCCCUAUGCUCUGCGCCCUAUGCUCUGCGCCCUAUGCUCUGCGCCCUAUGCUCUGCGCCCUAUGCUCUGCGCCCUAUGCUCUGCGCCCUAUGCUCUGCGCCCUAUGCUCUGCGCCCUAUGCUCUGCGCCCUAUGCUCUGCGCCCUAUGCUCUGCGCCCUAUGCUCUGCGCCCUAUGCUCUGCGCCCUAUGCUCUGCGCCCUAUGCUCUGCGCCCUAUGCUCUGCGCCCUAUGCUCUGCGCCCUAUGCUCUGCGCCCUAUGCUCUGCGCCCUAUGCUCUGCGCCCUAUGCUCUGCGCCCUAUGCUCUGCGCCCUAUGCUCUGCGCCCUAUGCUUCUGCGCCCUAUGCUCUGCGCCCUAUGCUCUGCGCCCUAUGCUCUGCGCCCUAUGCUCUGCGCCCUAUGCUCUGCGCCCCUAUGCUCUGGCGCCCUAUGCUCUGCGCCCUAUGCUCUGCGCCCUAUGCUCUGCGCCCUAUGCUCUGCGCCCUAUGCUCUGCGCCCUAUGCUCUGCGCCCUAUGCUCUAGCGCCCUAUGCUCUGCGCCCUAUGCUCUGCGCCCUAUGCUCUGCGCCCUAUGCUCUGCGCCCUAUGCUCUGCGCCCUAUGCUCUGCGCCCUAUGCUCUGCGCCCUAUGCUCUGCGCCCUAUGCUCUGCGCCCUAUGCUCUGCGCCCUAUGCUCUGCGCCCUAUGCUCUGCGCCCUAUGCUCUGCGCCCUAUGCUCUGCGCCCUAUGCUUCUGCGCCCUAUGCUCUGCGCCCUAUGCUCUGCGCCCUAUGCUCUGCGCCCUAUGCUCUGCGCCCUAUGGCUCUGCGCCCUAUGCUCUGCGCCCUAUGCUCUGCGCCCUAUGCUCUGCGCCCUAUGCUCUGCGCCCUAUGCUCUGCGCCCUAUGCUCUGCGCCCUAUGCUCUGCGCCCUAUGCCUCUGCGCCCUAUGCUCUGCGCCCUAUGCUCUGCGCCCUAUGCUCUGCGCCCUAUGCUCUGCGCCCUAUGCUCUGCGCCCUAUGCUCUGCGCCCUAUGCUCUGCGCCCUAUGAUCUGCGCCCCUAUGCUCUGCGCCCUAUGCUCUGCGCCCUAUGCUCUGCGCCCUAUGCUCUGCGCCCUAUGCUCUGCGCCCUAUGUCCUGCGCCCUAUUGCCUCUGCGCCCUAUGCUCUGCGCCUAUGCUCUGCGCCCUAUGCUCUGCGCCCUAAUGCUCUGCGCCCUAUGCUCUGCGCCUAUGCUCUGCGCCCUAUGCUCUGCGCCCUAUGCUUCUGCGCCCUAUGCUCUGCGCCCUAUGCUCUUGCGCCCUAUGCUCUGCGGCCCUAUGCUCUGCGCCCUAUGCUCUGCGCCCUAUGCUCUGCGCCUAUGCUCUGCGCCCUAUGCUCUGCGCCCUAUGCUCUGCCCCUAUGGCUCUGCGCCCUAUGCUCUGCGCCCUAG
Molecule: messenger RNA, 3021 nt
Organism: Closterium sp. Naga37s-1
Lineage: Eukaryota; Viridiplantae; Streptophyta; Zygnematophyceae; Desmidiales; Closteriaceae
Source: the annotation of a GenBank genome assembly